AUGAUGCCACUAACACCUGCGGAAAAACAGAAACUCUACCGAGAAAGGUUGAAAGAAACAAAUACAGAAAAGUUAUUAACACAGAAUAGAAAAAACGCUGAGAGAAGAAAACGAAAUAGAAAGAAAAUAGCAGAAUAUGAGAGAAAGAAGAAAGGCAAAGAAGAAUCGAAACCUGAAGAAGUGCUUUUAGUAGAAAAUGCGCAGAUUUUAAAACAGCAGAGGGAUCAAUAUAGAAGAGGGAUUUAUAAACUGAAGACUGAAAACACAAAAUUCUGA
Messenger RNA from Parnassius mnemosyne (clouded apollo), 276 nucleotides. The record is from the annotation of a GenBank genome assembly. Lineage: Eukaryota; Metazoa; Arthropoda; Insecta; Lepidoptera; Papilionidae.